CACCCAGUACUACAAGUUCUCUAGUCUCAAAACAUAAAAAUACUAAAAAUAUUCCGGUCGGAAAAAAAACUCAUCUCAACUGUCUUUCUCAUUUCAUUUCCCUCUGCUAGUGCUCGUCUACACGCUUUCCAAGCUUUGAAAACCUUCAUCCAAAAAUCCCAAAAAGCAAAUCAAUCAGUAUUUUGAAUAGUUAAAGUGAAAGAAGAAAUGGGAUCUGGAAACGAGGUUGUGGAAAUCGAUAGCUUGGAGAGAGGUUUGUUGUUGUCAACUCCUACUAGUUCUCAGAUUCAUGUGGGAGCCGAAGCCGAAGCUGAAGAGGAAACGGUGUUGUACGCGGCGUCGUUUGAGGAGAUGGAAGAGAAUUACGUGAAGUACCAGACGGCUCAGUGGGUUCUGUACUCGGUGCUUAUGAUACUGGCUUGGGGAAUCGGAUUGUUCAUGCUUCUUUAUGUUCCAGUUCGCAGAUACAUACUCCGCAAAGACAUUCGCUCCAGAAAGCUCUUUCUCACUCCGAAUUCCAUUGUUUACAAGGUUACGAAGCCAGUGCCAUUUCCAUGCUUUGGAGUGUUGAAGAAAGAGAAGCAUGUCUUGUUGCCUUCAGUUUCUGACCUUGUAAUUGAACAAGGAUAUAUGCAAUCCCUCUUUGGUGUCUACUCUCUUAGAAUUGAAAAUGUUGGUGUAAGAAGGCCCCCGAGUGAUGAUGUUCAAAUACAGGGUAUUGCAAAUCCACGUGCUUUCAGGAAGGCUGUUCUAAUGCGUCUUGCAAAUAUGAGAAGUGAGGGUUUCUCUCGACAAGUUUCCACAAUUGAAGAUGUUCCAAAUUUUAGACUGGUUUCCCCAUCAAAAUCUCUCAGGCAUGAUUCCAUUCCACAAUCUGGGGACCUAAUACUACUACAAAAACUAGAGGAGAUUGGAAGUUCUGUGAAGAGAGUUCAAACUUUAAUUGAGGAGCAACAGUGUCAAACAUCAGAACCUGUAGAUUGAGGCUAGCUACAAAGUUAUACAUAUUAUCGUAUCGUGCCUUUUAAACUGAGAACCAACUUUUGGUAUUUACUGUCUGAGCUGCCAUUUUAAGGAGUGAUAUUUAAGAUACUACAGAGCUAAAUUACAAUUGAAUUCUAUUUGUUUCCAUGUGUAUGUUGGUGGGCAAGGUGUGCAAUUGUUGGUCAUUUCAUUUAGUUUGUAAAAAAACAUGUGACAGGCAGAAAAGUUUACGUUUUCCAUGUAUACAUCUUGAUUAUCCCUCUCCAGUCUCUAUGUUCUGUUGUUAUAAGGUGUAACUAAUUCUUUGUAUCAUGUAUACUUGUUACAAACCCCUGUAGAUUGUCUUCAACUUUUCAUGUCUGAUUUUGAUGUUCUGUAUUUUGUUGCA
Quercus lobata is the source of this 1372-nucleotide messenger RNA. RefSeq lists its product as uncharacterized. Lineage: Eukaryota; Viridiplantae; Streptophyta; Magnoliopsida; Fagales; Fagaceae. The coding region runs from base 208 to 984 and encodes 258 amino acids. The transcript is spliced from 8 exons. The record is from RefSeq and is a predicted model, not a curated record.